AUGAGGGCGCAAAUAGCCCGCCAUGUCUCCCGACGGGUACUCAUUCCAAAUGGAUGCGUUCCCGCUUGCUCGAUUCUCUCUCGGCCAGCCUGCCGGCGUACUCAGCUCCCGGUAGCAUCGACGAUAUCAUUAUCCCGACGAACCCCGCGCCGGACGUUCUUCGGCAUCCUGCAGAAGCCCCCGAGACAGAUCAAGAAGCCAGAGUAUGAGCCCGGGUGGCCGGCGGUCCUGACGUGGAGAAACCACCUUCUGGAGAGCGUACGGCCACCGGCGAGGACGGAUCUGGUUCAAGCGCUUCGGGAUCUGUUUGGCUACAAGCUGCGCUACAACGUCGUCGUCAACAGUACCCAAGCGCUGCACUGCCGGAAUUUGUUGAGAUAUCUGGUCGAGAACAAGGACGAUGAGCCGGGGCCGGGGUUGACAUUGGCCGACUUGACGACUAUACGGGAGGCGCUGUUGAAGCUGCCAAAAGAAGAUACCAAAGACCAUCUGGAGUUCUCCAGGCUCUUGUAUGAUGUCAUCAAGGCGGAAAGGGCACUGGAUCCGACAGAUCCUGGCGCCGCUGAAGAUUUCGAGUCGUACCUGGUCGCUUUGACGUUAUUCGGCGCAUCAACCGAAGCUCUCGCUGUUUUGCAAGAUCACUGGACCCGGCUACCAGAGGCAGCACGAUCGAACGCGCAGAACCUUUGGGUCAACGUCCUGCAGGGUCUGGCGGAGGAAGGACACGAGGCAGAGCUGGUCGCUGCUGUCGUAAAAGCCGAGGAGUUUGGGCUACCUUUUUCGUCCAGCAUUCAUGAGGUCAUCACAGUCUUCUACGCAAAGAAGGACAACGUUUUGGAAACGAAAAAGUGGUUUCUGAGGCCGAUCCUGAACCACGAACAACCGAGCCCUAGAACGUUCAAAGAGAUUCUACACUUCUCGGUCCGAACCAACCAACGUGGCUGGACUGCACCAAUCUUCAAGAAGCUCGUCGACGCGAAUCCGAGCAAGGGGCACUGGGACGUCAUCUACCAGUGGGCAGUACUAUCCAUGGGAAAGGGACUUGAUGAUAUCAAGGGCAUGUUUGAUGUCGUUGCCCGCUAUAACCCCGAUGACAGCUCUGUCCUUCCGGACACAGAGACCAUCAACGGUCUCCUGGAGGUUGCGAUUGAGAAGAACGAUCCGUACCUGGCGGACAGACUCGUUUCGUUCUCCAGCGAGCUCGGCAUUCGGCCCGAUGCGACGACAUAUCUUCUCCAAAUGGACUUCAAGAUCCGGGCAAAAGACUUGGCUGGAGCAAGGGCAGCAUACAUGCAGCUCCCUAAGACAGAAGUCAGCGGGGAGGAUGAUCUACCCCUGGUUAACAGGUACCUCCAGGCGCUGUGCUACCAGACGAAACUGGAUUUCAAGGCGAUACGCGAGAUGCUGGAUAUCCUGGAGGAACGUGUCGCGACGCUGGACCCAGAGACAGUGGUCGCAUUGUGCACCGUUUUCCUCAAAAACGACCAGCAGUUUGAGGUCAUGGACACACUGUCGCUCAACGUAUUCCAGCACAGCAACGAACAACGGCGGUCCGUCAGGGACGCCUUUGUGGCGUACUGCUUGGACAAGAAGAACAGCACUGCAAGGGUUUGGGAUGCCUACUCUAUCUUGCGACAAUACUUCCAGGAAACCAGCGUCGAGAGUCGCGUUCAGCUCAUGAACGCCUUCUUCGACCGCAACCGGCCCGAUAUGGCAAUUCACGUCUUUGGUCACAUGCGUCAGCAUGUCAACCCAACGUUCCACCCGACUAGCGAUGUCUACGUGCAAUGUUUCGAGGGCAUGGGCCGGUGUCCCGAUCUGGACAGCCUCGGACUAGUUCACAACAUGUUGAAGAUGGAUACCAAGAUUCAACCAAGCACCAAGAUGUUUAACGCCCUGAUGAUUGCCUACGGAGCAUGCCAAAAACCAAGUCUCGGGCUGGAGUUCUGGCAGGACAUCGUCCGGUCAGCAGAAGGCCCAUCAUACAACAGUCUCGAGAUCGUGUUCUUCCUCUGCGAAAUCAAGGCCUUUGGCGACCAGAUUGCCCGGGACAUCUGGAACAAGAUUGAAAAGAUGGAAAUCGACGUUCCUCCAGCGGUAUUUGCUGCCUACUGCGGCGGUCUCGCAGGCAAUGGCAACUUGCAGGAGGUGCAGAGCACAAUCAGAACCAUGAAGCGAGCUGUAGGGUAUGGGCCUGAUGCGAUGACACUUGGCAUCCCUUUCAACGCGUUGCCUGGCCAAGGGCUCCAGCGUGAUUUCGAGGCAUGGGCAAAGAAGCAGUUCCCGGAAGAAUGGGCCGAGGUGGAGAAGUUCCGCUACUACUACACGGCGGAGAAGUUGAAGAGGUUCAAGCUGCAGCGGGUGCUGAAGGCAUGA
Messenger RNA from Colletotrichum higginsianum IMI 349063, 2376 nucleotides. RefSeq names its product Pentatricopeptide repeat domain-containing protein. The coding region runs from base 1 to 2376 and encodes 791 amino acids. The transcript is spliced from 2 exons. Gene Ontology annotation, molecular function: protein binding. Lineage: Eukaryota; Fungi; Ascomycota; Sordariomycetes; Glomerellales; Glomerellaceae. The record is from RefSeq and is a predicted model, not a curated record.